Molecule: messenger RNA, 364 nt
Organism: Pelobates cultripes (western spadefoot toad)
Lineage: Eukaryota; Metazoa; Chordata; Amphibia; Anura; Pelobatidae
Source: the annotation of a GenBank genome assembly
AUGGCUCCUGGGGACACUGGUGAGCUGCCCAGUAACUGUGCUGUCCAAUCAGCACUCACUCCCACCCCCACAGGCUCCAAAAAGCCCGGGAACGAAAACCGCGGCAAAACCGCCAACCGCAAAAUGGCCGCUGUGAUGCGCACUAGCGUUGUGCGCAUGCGCGAACGGCGCCAGCCGCGGUUACAGCCGCGAACCGGGGGGGGGAGAGGGGGGCUCCAGAGGAAGAUCUCUGAGGCACGAAAAACAGACUGGGCGGCAAGAGCCUCCACACGGAGAGCUGCUAGCCACCCUGACUCAGUAGGUGAUCAUCCACCUGAGUGAGCCAGCGAUGGGAGGGGAGGGAGGGUUGAGGGAUUGGCUCUAG